Syngnathus typhle (broad-nosed pipefish) is the source of this 1280-nucleotide messenger RNA. It is a transcript of the gene fam219aa, whose product is annotated as family with sequence similarity 219 member Aa. The record is from RefSeq and is a predicted model, not a curated record. Bases 163 to 729 code for a protein of 188 amino acids. The transcript has 6 exons. NCBI's taxonomy places the organism in Eukaryota, Metazoa, Chordata, Actinopteri, Syngnathiformes, Syngnathidae.
GUUAGGCGGUGCUGCUGUUUUGCUGUCGAGUCACCUCUGUCGGGAUGGAGGAAAACGAGCCGCUAUAAUGCUGCAACGGAGCAUCUCAAAUCGGGACACUUAGACACACACCGUUAUUUAUCUUUAAUACUGAUCCGUGACAAAAAAAACGUUUGUGCAAAAAUGAUGGAAGAAAUCGACAGGUUCCAAGUGCCUCCUGUCAACGGAGAGACGCAGCCUUUGGAUCCGGCAGCCUCCUCCCACUCAGAAGCUGACCCUGAUGCCAAAGGAGAGACAGUGGCUAUGAACUACAAACCCUCGCCGCUGCAAGUCCAAAUAGAGAAACAGAGAGACCUCGCCAGAAAGGGUUCAGUGAAAAACGGCACUGUGGCCAGUCCCGUCAAUCAACAACCUAAGAAGAAUGCUAGGACAAGGUUGGUUGUGCCAAAUAAAGGCUACUCCUCAUUAGACCAGAGCCCAGAUGAGAAGCCCCUCGUAGCACUGGACACUGACAGCGACGACGACUUCGACAUGUCCAGGUAUUCAUCAUCGGGAUACUCCUCAGCCGAGGUGAGAUGUCUGAGGGACCAGCAAAUCAACCAGGACCUCAACAUCCAGCUCCUGAAGGACGGCUACCGACUGGAUGAGAUCCCAGAUGACGAGGACCUGGAUCUAAUCCCGCCCAAAGCGGUCAACCCCACCUGCAUGUGCUGUCAAGCCGCUCCCUCCACGGCGUGUCAGAUCCAGUAGCACCGCCCCGCUCCCAGUCGAAAAAAAAUACAGAGUGGGUUCAACACUUUGCCCAUUGUUAGGAAAAAGGAAAAAAAAGGAAAGGUCUGUAAAUGUCAGUCAGCGACGGAUGUAGGUACCACCGAUGGAUCUUGUGCACGUUCCUCCUAUGGUUGGAUGUGUGCACCUUCUGCCUUGUGUGCUCAACUGGGACUGCAAUGAUGGCACAAACAUCAGCUUGAAGAAAACUUGAUCAUCACUACAGUGAUUUUUUUUUCUGUUUUUUCCCUGCACUCACAUGGACCAUUUAGGACCGUUGACUAGAAACCGUUGGAUGAAAGACUAAACCUCUUCUGGCGAUAAGGGAUCAUCUGAACGAUUUCUUGUACUUUGUCUUCAUGUGUGUCCAAUUUAAAGAUGUCUACUGAAUGUGUGAGAAUAUACCCAGAGAAGUAGGCCUCAACCGUUCAACUUCUCACUGUAAAACACUGAAGGUAGUUCAAAUCUUAGUUUUUCCCCAGCGUAGUGUCUGUUUCAUCGUUGCAAUUGAAGAGAAAAAAAAAAGAAAAGAA